Poeciliopsis prolifica (blackstripe livebearer) is the source of this 1519-nucleotide messenger RNA. RefSeq names its product translation initiation factor eIF-2B subunit alpha-like. Gene Ontology annotation, cellular component: eukaryotic translation initiation factor 2B complex. Gene Ontology annotation, molecular function: guanyl-nucleotide exchange factor activity; translation initiation factor activity. Bases 16 to 939 code for a protein of 307 amino acids. NCBI's taxonomy places the organism in Eukaryota, Metazoa, Chordata, Actinopteri, Cyprinodontiformes, Poeciliidae. Gene Ontology annotation, biological process: translational initiation. The record is from RefSeq and is a predicted model, not a curated record. The transcript is spliced from 6 exons.
UUAAUCAGGACGUGUAUGUGUUUGGCUCAGUCUGAAUGUCUGUCCUUCCGUCCAGGUGAAACCAUCUUGGGUCUGAGGGAGAGCCUGACGUGGGCCACAUCCUGCCUGAAGGGAGAGGACUCCUCUGUGGCCGUGUCCUCCGGGGGAGAGCUGUUCCUGCGCUUCAUAAGCCUCACAUCCCUGGAGCAUCAGGACUUGUCUCGCUGUAAGAAGGUGAUGGAGGAAAGAGGAGAACUGUUUCUAGAGAAGAUCUCCAUGUCCAGGAACAAAGUCGCUAAGCUCUGUCACACCUUCAUCAAAGACGGAGCUAAAAUCCUGACUCACUCGUACUCCAGAGUGGUCCUGCGGGUUCUGGAGAAAGCUGCAGCGGAGAAGAAGCGCUUCUCCGUCUAUGUGACCGAAUCGCAGCCUGACGCCACAGGGCGGCAGAUGGCAGAGGCCCUGAAGAAACUCAACGUUCCAGUAACAGUAGUGCUGGAUGCAGCUGUAGGGUACGUGUUGGAGAAGGUGGACCUGGUCAUCGUUGGAGCAGAGGGAGUCGUUGAGAGCGGAGGGAUCAUCAACAAGAUUGGCACCUAUCAGAUGGCUCUGUGCUCCAAGGCUCACAACAAGCCCUUCUACGUCGUUGCAGAAAGUUUUAAAUUUGUUCGUCUGUAUCCGCUGAACCAACAGGACGUGCCCGAUAAGUUUAAGGUGCGGCUUCCUUAUUUUGUGUUUGUUUUUUUAAACAAUUUUCCGUCCUUUUAUCCAGAUUUAUUGACUUGUGCUUCCUGUCCCGCACAGUACAAAGCCGACACCCUGAAGAGCAUCCGGAACCUGUCGGAGGAGCACCCGGUCAUCGACUACACGCCCCCCUCCCUCAUCACCCUGCUCUUCACAGACCUGGGGGUCCUCACCCCGUCGGCCGUCAGCGACGAACUCAUCAAACUGUAUUUAUAACCGCGUCCCUUCGCUGAACAAUAAAACAGACGUUUAUGGUCCGCCUGCUUCCUGCUUGGAGUUCGUGAGCUGUUGCUCGAAGUCUUCCUCGCUGAUCUGGCCUUUUUUUAGUUUCUUAAGGAGGCGAGUGUCUUCUAAAAGCUCCUUCAUGUAUUCUUCGUCCAUGUCGGAGUCCUGCAGAGGCAGAACAGAAGCCAUGAGAACGAAACUGCAGUACUUAACGUUUAUGAAGAGUAUAUUUUUUACAGAUUUGCUGAAACUGUCACUAUGAGGUGAGAUCGAUCUAGUCCACUUCCUCCCUGAGCUGUUAUGGCCGUCUGAAGAAAUGAAACGUUCCUGGUCAAAAACAAACAAUCGCAGCCAGGAGGAGGGUCCUAGCGCUGCCAAUCAAUGUCGUGAACGCACUGCUAAAUGUGCUAAUGGUGGAGAAACACCUUACUGUUAAAGGAAAACUUUAUCGAGUGGCCAUGCUAACUAGCCUUAGCAUUCAUGACAGACUAUGGUAGCUGGAGAUUAGUAGUUUCAACAGAUAUGUAAAAGAAAUAUGUCUAUAUAAAUAUAUAUAUAUUAAUAAAAGUUG